CAUACACAUGACCUUUACAAUAUGGACAUGAGCGCCUAUUUGGCUGUCUAGGCGUGCGACGGAAAAAAGUUCAAGAUACGUGCGUGUCGUUUGUGAACAUUGAUGUGUACCGAGGAAACGACAAAAUUAAGUGAUCUUUAACUUGGUUAUUCAAGAAAAACAGUUAGAGCACACACAACUUGGUGAUCACAAGUGACGCGAUAUUUGUCGUUCGCACGCGGGCGGAAGGGGGAAGAGAGGGAUGGUGGGUACGAAGGGAGAUCCGAAUUUUUCACCUCGAGCAGAUGUGAUUGUCGCGAACAGAUUUUCCCUGUUUCCGAACAGGAGUUUCUGCCCAGGACAUGCCGUGCACGUUGGGGCGUAGUGUUGUUAACCACAUCGUGAACUCCAUUCGCGUGUUUCCGUAAAGUGCUCGAUAUAUAAGGGGUGUGAGAAGAGAAGUGCGUUCUCUCAUCGACCUGGAAUGCUGCCGUGUUUUGAUGUGCCUACUAUUGCGCAUGAAAAAAUCGUACUGCCCUUGACAAUAGCCUAUUUACCCGAAGCAGGCCACCUUUAUACCGCGCUAACCAGCGAUAAGAGAGGUUCAACCACCCACCUGCGUGUGUAUCGCCCGUUCCUCUCUUUUUCUCUACCUCUCUACGUAUUUCCUCUAAACGUGCGAGCGAACGGCCACGGAACGUGCGCGCGCGCGCGCGCACACGCACACACACACACACACACACACGCGCUUCCACACUUAUUUCUGUUGUGUACACGUGAACACGCCCGCGUGUGUCUCCUCCGUCUUUUCUGUAUCAUCGUGUAUACAAGCGUUUCUUUUAUAUGUGUUUGUGUGUGUAUACGCGCCAACCAUUGUGGACCACGCAGUAAAUUGUGUUAUUCGACGCGAUAAACAGGUGCACAAGCCUUAUAACCCAGAAAAAUACUUCCGAAAGAUUUCAGCGGGUCUUCUCGAUAAAGACAUUAAUUAAAUGCAAAAUACGCAAAUAGUUGCAAAUACUAUUGACCUCAGGUUGCGUACAAUCCCCUCUGGGAUAUCAGAGCGAUGAAUCGUGGCGGGCGAAAUUAGACAAAACUGCGCGACAGGUGGAACUUAAACCCAUCGAGAACCGCCAUCGUAGAAAUCUGAACAGGUAUACACGAUCCCUGUUUUCCAUGAAACUGGUAGAAAGGAUUUCCGGUUUUUGUUGGAGGAUCAAGUGUUUCCUAAUUUCAUAACCUCGGAAAACGUGGUCAGUCGAUAGUAGUACACGCUUGUCUCACGGGCUGCAUCGGAAGGAGCGAUCUAUACGACGCCCUUAGUACACAUUGAGUGCACAUGCACCGUGGUGGCGUGUUAUUGCUUAUUUACCCCCGACACGUGCUUCCACCGUUAGCGUGCCUCGAGUACAACGAUAUCGACGACGACGACAACCUUACCGUGAUAAAAGCAGGACGGUAGACACGUUGCGCAAAAACACAACAAUAAGAUUUUGCGAGUUUUGAAAUACAUAUUUUUGAAUUCCUGUCAUGUGCACGAAAGUGGUGAUAUACGAUUGGAUUGCUUCGGAUAUUUGCUUUGCGUUCUUUCGCUAAAAAUCCUUUAUAACGGAAGUGUUACUCACGGACAACGUGGGUGGGAACCACGCAUUUCUCCCCACAAUGGACUAUCGAUAUAGCGUGUUUUGAUAGAAGAUGCGCGUGACAAAUUGAUUAUACGUAACUAUUCUGUACCAUGUAAAUGGUACAGAGUGAUGUGUCUUUAAAGGACCCGCAAGAUUUUCAUCGCGACGACGACGACGGCCUUUUCGAUCGUCACCGCGACGAUGUCUUCGGGCAGGGGUUUAGCCUCCCCCUCGGGAGGUCCCGUUGUUCUCUCCGGACAUGUGAAAAAAUUGAAAACUCAGAAGAAGAAAUUCUUCGUGCUACGAGGCGAAGCUGCCGGAUAUCCUGCUUGUCUCGAGUAUUACGAUAGCAAAAAGAAGUUUGAGAACAGACAGCCACCUAAACGUAGCAUCUUGUUAGACAGCUGCUUUAAUAUCAAUAAACGCGUGGACACCAAGCAUAAGCACGUUAUCGCAUUGUACACGAAAGACGAAUGCUUCUGUUUGAUUUUGGAAAGCGAAAAAGAACUGGAUGAAUGGUUGAAAGCAAUGCUUUUACUUCAGAGCGGAGAUGUAGCCGAUGGAGAGCAACCUCGGCCUAUAUUUGAACAUGUAUGGCAAGUUACAAUGCAGAAAAAAGGACUGGGUGAAAGAAAGAAUAUCCAUGGUCCCUAUAGGCUGUGUUUAACUGAUCGAACAUUAAGCCUAGUGAAAAUUGGGGCAAAGGAUAAUUCAGAUUCAAUAGAAUUUCCUUUAAUUUGCAUCAGACGGUGUGGAUAUAUGGAUCGUAUCUUCUAUAUGGAAGUAGGUCGUUCUGCAGUCACUGGUGGUGGUGAAUUGUGGAUGGAAGCUGAAGAUAAUAAUAUAGCACACAAUAUGCAUGCUGCUAUCAUGAAUGCCAUGAGCAAUUCUAAUAGUAGCAAAGAUGAUGUGGAUCCACGUCAAAGAAGGCAUAGUUUUUCACCAUUUGAGACCAGCAAGCCAAUCUUUGUUUCACAACGUCGUCAUACUGGACAAAAGUUUCACAAUUUUUCACCAUUAGAGGAACACAGGACGCACGAGGAGCAGGUGGAUCCAGUACAGGAACAGGAGCAGUCUAAUCAGACUCAGAGUAUCUCUUCUUGCAAUACAGUCAUGGUCGUUGCUGGUACCGGGGCUGGGACUGCUGGGAAUGCCUCGACUAAUACCAACUGCGCCACUACCACUAGACGUCGUCAUUCGGUAGCGAGUCAUCCCCAUUCCGUCAAUAAUUCCCAAUCCGUUCAUGUUACAACAAGUACAACAACAACCACCACCACCACCACUAUUACCAUCACUACGACCGCUACUGUGACCACCACAACCGCGACCGCUACAAUAUCCCAUCAGAGAACCCUGUCGCUGCCCUUAGCUGCCGUUAUUAUCAAUCAAAUGCAAUCAUCUAAAAGAUCAGUUUUAUGCUGUGCAAACGGCCGCGACAGAUGUGACAGUUUGCCAUCGAGGGCUCGCACCACCAGCGAGAGUCAUCCUGCAUCGGUACUAAGUCAUCCUAGAAGCACUCAUUUCGUACCUCACGUACUGAGACCACAUUCCAUGUACGUGAGGGGUCUUUCAUACUCGCCACCGAUCUCAUCAAUGCCUAUUAGUCCUGCUUCUGGAGCUUGUUCCACGGACUCAGCGGGAUCGUCUCUUUCGAUGGAUGAAGGUGGUGAGAAUAUAUUAGAAGAGGGUACGGUAUCGCGAUAUGGACAUUCAUUAACGCCAGACGAGCCUGUUAUUUUAGAGGAAAAUGGUGAUGAUUACGCGCCUUGGUCCACGUCACAUUCGCAUCACAAAUAUUCGCCAAAUUUUAAGUCUCAUUCUCCCUCGCAGCAAAGUUCCUACAUUGAAAUGUGCAGCCCUUGCAGUUCAAGUCCCGGUCGUAGCGGAGUAUAUAUGCCAAUGAGUGCAGGGACAGGUCAUUCGCAUUCUCGAGCAUCAUCUCUCAUCGAAGAAUCAAAUACUUUACCAGAAGGUUAUGUACCUAUGGCACCCGUUGGAAACAAUGGAUACGUUGACAUGGUUCCUUCCCAUAAUCAUAAUGGUCACUUUCCUGAUGACUUGUCACAUGCUGGCAGUAGUUGUUCCGUUACUUCUGGUACACCCAGUACAGAUUUGCGAUUCUCCGAAUAUCACUUAGAUAAAGUAACAAGCUUUUUGCCACCUGGGGAUGAUUUACAAGCUAGACCAGUGAGAGCUUAUUCCAUCGGGUCUCGACCGGAACCUGUGAACAGGCAUCGUAAAAAUAGAUUGGAUAUUGCUCAGCAAGAAGCUAGUAGAGUGCGAGCUUUUUCUGUAGGUAGCAGAUCUAAGAAACCUGAGAUUGGAAGGCUAUCGAACGUAGUUACUGUACUGUUACCUGGUGCUGGUGAACACUCAAAUUCCAACAAAUCAAACUCGGCGCCAUUACUGUCCAGUUCCUGGGGACAUAAUUCUGGUUGUUCCAUAACCUCCGAGCGAAUGGAGGAUUUAAUGGAAUUAGACUUUACUAAACCCAGUAUUUCUGCAACUUUCAAUUCACCGCCUUCAUCUUACUCGCAAUCGCAAUCGCAAUCUCAGUCACACUCAUACUCUACUGCCACUGACACCAGUUCCUAUGUUGAUAUGUCUCCUGGUCAGCCACCUUCGUCGACUGCUCCUUACGUCGAUAUGAGUCGCAUAAAUAAGAUCAAUCGUAAUAACAAUAAUAAUACAAUCACUGCCAAUCAAAAUCAUAGUCAUAUUCAUAUAUCUGCUGCUUCUACGCAUAAACCAAUAAUUACUACUUUGAAGCCCGUGGAAGAAGCAGAAGGGCCAUACAUGAGAAUGGAUAGUGUAAUGGAGGAUUGGUCACGAUCCGAUACGAGUCCUAAACUAAUUUCCUCACCCAUGCAAGAAGAAUGCGUGCAAUCAAAUGGACCUCCAGAUUUCAAAUAUAUUUUAGGAGCCACGAGAACGGCGCCAGUCGAUCUUCCACGACGUCCACCAGCGGACUACGUCGAUAUGAAUUUUAAACCGAGAUUAGGCUUGGAACAAGAUUACAUAAACAUGAAUAUGAGCAACCGAAACAAUCGUAAAUCAGCAACGCGGACAGGUAGUCGCAAGGAGAAGUCGCGUUCGCAGCCGAUCGCGAUCCAAGCAGGAAACAAACCUAUAAAAACGCCUAGUUUCUUACCCCUUAACGGAAGUCCAGAGUCAGAGAGUUUAGCGAGUACUCCGGCGUCGCCUCCGCGAGCAACGCCAACAGGUUCCUCGGCAACAAUCUUCCCUUUCUCCUUGAACAGCCCACAGUCUCCUGAGAAAUCGUUUACUCAUCAAAAAACUAACGACGAAUUAUCAGAAUUGAACACCAAUUCCAAAAGCAACGACCGUACCAUUCUGGAACCUGCGAACAAUAGAGUGAACAAUUCUGUAACGGAAGCGAAUAAUAUUUCGCCAAAAGCAACGAACGAUAGACCUUCUAGUCCUGCAGAAAAGGAUAAUCAAGUUAAUCAAGUUAAUCAAGUGAAUUCGUUGACCUCGCAAGAUAACAUGUUGAACGCUAUAACGAAGAAGUUCUCCGAUUUGCACCUGUCGAAACCACCACGUUUGAUAACCGCAACUCCAAACACCAGCCCCACGUUGACUGGGUUUAAAUCAACCACUGAAAAACAACCAUCUUCGCCAAAAUUGUCAGACGAAACGCCGACACCUACGCCUAGCACUGCACCGAGUCCGUUGGAAAAGGAGUGUCAGGAUAAAGUGCAAUCUGGUGCCGAAGUCUUACACUACGCUAGUCUUGACCUUCCGGAAGUCGGUAGCACGGCGCCUGUCUCGCCGGCGUCUCAAGAAGGAUUUAAUUACGCCGAAAUUGAUUUCGCCAAACUUAAACAAAAUUAAAACAGGUAUCUCGAAUUCGGAUGAAAGAGGUGUAUCGGUGUAACGCGCGCGUCACGUGUCUAGAAAUGCUGAAUUGACUCAUUGCCUUAUUAUUUUUUUUUUUUUUUAUAAUUUUCUUCGCUCGUCAGGACAACAGGGCAUGGCAAUCGUUCUAACAUUGGUCGAGCUGAAUUAGCAAAAAAUCAGUGCAUAAACUGACAAAUGCGAAUUGUAAAUAGUAAACAAUUUUUUUCUUUUCUUUUUUUUAUCUUUAAUUAUGAUCAUUUUAUUGAUCGUAUACUUUCGAUUUUAUGAAAGAUUUGAAAAACACAAAAUAGUGCCUAUACUUCUGGUUAUAUCGUAACGGAUAUGAUUUUUUAUUCGCAAGAUGGCGAUUAUGGGGAAUAUUGUUGUAAGUUGAAGCGUUCAUUUGAACUCGAGGUUGGAGCAUAUUUGCAUGUGUUGCUUACCGAUGUUUUAACGUGUUCAGAACGUGAAUUUAUUAUUGCUAUUAUUAUUCUUUUUUUAAUGUCCUUUUGAUGAGUAAUAUUGAUCGAUAUAAGGUAACGAAAUUUUAUCUCGUUCAAUGUGUUUUACUACCUUCGAAUAUAUUAGAUCGAUAAGUAUUCUUAUAAACGAAAAGUAAAUGUUCUCGAUUUUGAUGGAAAAUUAUAGUAUUUAUCGGUUCAUUUUAAAUAUAUUUUUAAGCGUUGAAAGCGAUUUAAUCUAACGUUAUAUUAUAUUAAUCAUGUUAAUUUUAGCUACUUUGAUUAGAAACGUUUGAAAUGUACAACGAUAAACCACCAGAAACAUGAGUACUAAUUGCGAGCUAGCAAAUUGACAUAUUGUUCCUUUGCGUAGGAAAUAAUUAGUGCUCGACAAUGUUGGAUCGAUGCAAAGGUCAUAGGGAACUCGUAUUUCAGAUAGACCUGCUCACAUUGAACAUAUACAUAUGAGUAUGUAUAUGUUAUCAAGAUUUUCGUAUCUGUUAUAAACUACCUAUGAAAUACUGUUUCAUACGAUCCAUUUGCAACACGUGCAAAGUUUUAAGCGAAAGUGAGAUUAGAAAUGCGCAUAAUCUAUUUCAG
Molecule: messenger RNA, 6526 nt
Organism: Osmia bicornis bicornis
Lineage: Eukaryota; Metazoa; Arthropoda; Insecta; Hymenoptera; Megachilidae
Gene: chico
Product: insulin receptor substrate 1
Exons: 10
Coding region: 1806-5459 (1217 amino acids)
Biological process (GO): insulin receptor signaling pathway
Cellular component (GO): plasma membrane; cytosol
Molecular function (GO): insulin receptor binding; phosphatidylinositol 3-kinase binding
Source: RefSeq, a predicted model, not a curated record